AUGGACUUUGCUGGAGGAGAUGGUCUAGGAGGAGAGUGGAAAGAGGGUUAUGGUGUUGCCCCAAAUGUUCCAACUGGUGUCCCACCUGGUGCAACUUCCAUGCCAAUGCAAAUGAACAACCUUCCUGGGCCUCCUACAUUGCCACCUCCAACUUCUGGUGCUGCAACAGCCCCCACCUCGAGUGGUGCUGCCCCUCUGUUCAAUCCUGCUUUAUAUCAAGCCAAUCCAUCAUCAGCUACAACUGCAAGCUUCACACCUACUGGUGCACCCACUGCCCCGGCUACUGCUGCCUUGCAGGAUGGUUUUUCUUACGCUCCAUCCUCUGAGACCAGCCACUAG
Phoenix dactylifera (date palm) is the source of this 339-nucleotide messenger RNA. The record is from RefSeq and is a predicted model, not a curated record. Lineage: Eukaryota; Viridiplantae; Streptophyta; Magnoliopsida; Arecales; Arecaceae.